Molecule: messenger RNA, 4702 nt
Organism: Pelmatolapia mariae (spotted tilapia)
Lineage: Eukaryota; Metazoa; Chordata; Actinopteri; Cichliformes; Cichlidae
Exons: 3
Coding region: 625-2007 (460 amino acids)
Molecular function (GO): nucleic acid binding
Source: RefSeq, a predicted model, not a curated record
CAGAAAUGUAUAUUUGUGAAUGUGGAGAUGUUAUAUUGGUUUCACUGGUAAAAAUAAAUAAUUGAAAUGGGUAUAUAUUUGUUCUUUGUUAAGUUGCCUAAUAAUUAUGCACAGUAAUAGUCACCUGCACACACAGAUAUCCCCCCUAAAAUAGCUAAAACAAACUAAAACCUACUUCCAAAAACAUUCAGCUUUGAUAUUAAUGAGUUUUUUGGGUUCAUUGAGAACAUGGUUGUUGUUCAAUACAGUUUUUCUCGAUUGCUUAAACACUAUAACCAGGCCUCUAAACUAAAAUUUCAAAACCAUAAACGCUAUUGGUCAAAAAGCUCACCCAUUUCCCUGAACUAUAAACACUAUUCCCUGCUUUGACACAUGACUCAAAUUUGGUGAACUGGUACUGCAAAACUCUACACACAAAUCCCUACAUUUUACAGUGCUUACACCAUGUAGUCAUGUAGAAAGCACUAGCAUGCAAUAAUGUUAACUUAAGUCAGCAUAGCUUGAGCCCAAUUAGCACACAAUUAACCAGGUGGAAACACUAGGAGUCAAAAUUUAGCACACACCAAUCAGAACCUGCGAUGGAUAGAUAAAAGGGCCAAAGUCAGCUCAUUCAGGUUUGAAACAAUGGAUCCAAAGAGAUGCAAAGGAAGAGGACGUGGUGGAGAAAGAGGACGUGGUGAAGGAGGAGGACGUGGUGGAGAAAGAGGACGUGGUGAAGGAGGAGGACGUGGUGGAGAAAGAGGACGUGGUGAAAGAGGAGGACGUGGUGAAGGAGGAGGACGUGGUGGAGAAAGAGGACGUGGUGAAAGAGGAGGACGUGGUGGAAGAGGAGGAGGAGGUGGUGAAGGAGGUGGAGGUGGAGAACGACGGCGACAAGGAAGGGGAAGAGCAAGGGCACGAAGACAGUCAGUCUCGGAUGAAAUUCGAGCCACUUUAGUUGACCAUGUCCUUGUCCAUGGGAUGACUAUGAGGGAGGCUGGGCAACGAGUACAACCAAAUUUGAGUCGCUUCACUGUUGCCUCCAUCAUCAGAACCUUCAGGGAGGAAAACAGGACACAGAGACGACCACCUGGUGGAGGCAGGUUAAGGCUUUUGUCGGAGGAGCAAGAGAGGGAACUUGUAAACAUGGUAAUUGCAAAUAAUGUAAUCCGCCUGCAAGAGAUUCAAAGGAGAGUGAUUGAGGAUGAUCAUCUUUUUCGAGGCAUAAAUGCCAUCAGCCUCUCCACAAUUGACCGCAUCCUCCGAAAGAAUCAAUUCCGGAUGAAACAGGCAUACCGAGUCCCUUUCGAACGAAACUCUGACAGAGUGAAAAACCAACGUGUGGAAUAUGUUCAGAGAAUCUUUGAGAUUGAAGGACGGCCUGUUCCCCAUGAAAUGAUCUUUGUGGAUGAGGCAGGUUUUAACCUGACCAAAAGAAGGAAAAGGGGGAGGAACAUAAUUGGCCAUCGGGCUAUUGUAAAUGUCCCUGGUCAGCGUGGGGGGAAUGUCACUAUGUGCGCAGCCAUCAGCCAACGAGGGGUACUCCACCGCCAUGCCGUACUAGGACCCUAUAACACUAUGCUUCUCCUUGCUUUUCUUGAUGGUUUAAGACAACAUAUGUUCCAGCUGGACUACAGGGAACCAGCACAGCCAGAGCAGCCUCACUACGUUGUUGUGUGGGAUAACGUCAGCUUCCAUCGCGCUGCUCUGGUUCGUGACUGGUUUACCAAUAACCCAAGGUUUUCUAAUAUCUUUCUGCCUGCAUACUCCCCCUUUCUAAACCCGAUAGAGGAGUUAUUUUCGGCAUGGCGGUGGAAAGUGUAUGACCGAGAACCUUAUGUCCGUGUUCACCUCCUUCAGGCCAUGGAAGAGGCCUGCCUAGACAUAUCAGUAGAUGCAUGCCAGGGGUGGAUCAGGCAUGCAAGAGGAUUUUACCCCCGCUGCCUGGCUGGGGCCAAUAUAGCCUGUGAUGUGGAUGAGAUUCUCUGGCCUGACCCAGACCAAAGACAAGAUGCUGUGGUGGGAUAAUGUUUCUGGUGUGUGUUGUACUGUAUAGUACAUGAAUGACAAUGUGCCACUGUACAUACAUUGGUUGCGUCUUUUGUGUUUAUCAUGUGACAAGGGUUUUGAAGGGGAGAACCAUAAGCAACCUAAUUGUUUUGGAACUAUUGUUUUGAAUUAAUUGUACCAGUGUGCAAAACUCUGUGGUUUUUUACCAGUGUGUGUGUUUUUGAGGGCUUGUGUUUGAUGUCUGAGGGCAAAGUUCGGUUUUUCAGCAGGAGUGAAUAGUUUUGGGUGUAGAGCUUCAUUUUGACCUGGAAAUAGGAUGUUUGGGGAAUUGAGUGAGAUGUUAUGGAUUUGUGUUUACUGUUGUGCGGAUAUGAGGCGUAGUUUCAAGAAAUGUGUUUUAGCAAUCGAGAAAAACUGUAAUUGCAAAAUCAUACUUGCUACUCUUACACAACAAAACAUUUAGUCACGACUGAGUCUUUUUUUUUUUAACCAUUAGUGCUUUUACUUCAGUAAAGUGUGUGGACAUCUCCGUCACCACCUACAGCACAAACACUGUUUUUUACAAGUUGGACUGUUAGAAAAUACUAGAGUCUUCCUGUGGUGUCAGGACAAACAUGAAGAGCUGUGAACAUUCAGAGUGAGGAGGUUCGGUUGGUGUGAAAACAACAAGCAUUCUCAGUGAAUUUGAGUGCAAAACUGUAAACUUGGUACGUAAUGACGAUUAGCCCUCAGUUUGAGUCAUGAGACACAGCCAUGACCUCACAGUGUAUUUACAAUCUUGAGUUAAAAUCAACAAAUAACAGACGCCACAAACUCAGAACGCUUUAACACGUGCGCUUUUCUUCACGCUGAUGGAAACAUGUAGGUCUCUGUUUCAGCCCUGGUGGACCAGGACGCUGCAGAAACGCCUGGAUUUAAACUGGAAUUCUGAUACGCUCUGGCUGUCUUUAAAAAAAUAAGAGUGACAGCAGUACAGCGAUACUUUUUAAUGACUGCUCCUUAUUUCACUUAAAAGUUUUAGAAACAUCUAGUUUUGCGUAAUUACCCUAAAAGCUUUUUUCCUGUGGAGUAUUCACUACACACUGUGUCAAAAUCGCAGGUUAUUUCUGAUUAAAAAUCAAUUUAAAAAAAAGAAGCUGCCCAAAGUGAAAACACACCAACUACACUCUGCAAUAAAUAUACUGUAUGCUUAACAGCUACCUGAUCUAAAUAAUUACAAUGAUUACAAUUUAAUAUACUAACCUUUUCUGUUAAAAUACCUUAGAUUUGAGCUUUAAUUGACAUAUCAUGUGUUUCUAACUUCUUUUAAUCUAAGCUCAACUCCUCAUAUCCAAAAUACCAAAAAUUCCAGUUUGGGCCUUUCUCCGAUCAAACUCUCUGAGGUGUAAAUACACAGCUGGCUUCAUGAGAGAGAACUGAAAAAAAGAAUUUGUGUUGGAAAUGAGCUCUAAAUGAAAGCAGAGCAGUUGAGCUUUCUUUCAUGCUGAGAAACUAAAUACAUUCAAAAGUGACGUGGAUGUGUGGUUUUUUUUUUGUAGAUAUAUGUAUAGAAAAUCUAAGAAAGAGUCAUUUUUAUUGUUCAUUCUCAUACAAAAAACAACACCAGAGAAACACAGUUCAGUCAAUUUCAUCUGAAAGUGUUUAGAAACAGAAAUCUGAACUGUUCCUGCAGAUCCAAUCGUUACUGUCAUAGGGAAAGCCAACAACAAAAAAAGAAAAUUAAAGAAAGGUGAUGGUUAAUAACUUUUGCAUAAAUGGGCUUUAGUCUGAAAUUUAAGGAUAGUAUUUUUCUUUCUCUCUCGACAGCAGCGAUUCGCUCUGACAGGAUGCUGGAGCAAAAAAACACUGUUCCUGUUGUCUCGAUAGUUUAUCAUAAAUAAUCCCGUGUAAUUUGACAUCAAGUGAAGAUGUGGGAAAGGCUAUACCACACCAUCACAAGUCAUAAUAAAUGUUUAUUCGUUUAUUUUCUCUCUCUUUUUUUUUUUUCUUUUUUCUCGUUGCUUGUUUGGUAAAUAAUAAGGGAGAAAAAUGUUCCAACAUGAGAAGUUCUGUUUUGUAUUCAUUGUAAACAGUUUGUGUUUUCCGUCUUCUUUUUUUUCUUUGUAAACUAUAUCCACAAAUACUCAAUAAAAAUAUUUUGAAUUAAAAAAAGAGCGUUGGAGCAUUUUAGCGCUUAAAGCUGCAGCUUCUGACCACUUGGGGGCGCAUUAACAACUGCGAGCUGUGUCUGUCCUCUGCUACAGUUGCUUUUAAGAGCUUUUUGUCUCCAUCAGGAAGCCAAAGCAGCAAGGUCGUGAAUGCAGAUAAACGCUGAUGUAAGGGCACAUCUUACAUCAAACAUCUUCCAAAGGACUCUGCAGUCUAGCUGAUAACUGCUGCUCAAUGAUCAGACACACUCGUGUAACACUGUUCCUUUCUCAUAUGAGGAGUGACACCCUCCUGGCUGAAGCGCUAAUUCACCCAGUAACUGAGAGAAGUUAUCUAAGAUCCCAGAGAGAAGGGAAUUAAAUUAAUUUUAAGUUAAUUAGAUUUGUUUCGUGUCACUUCUUCACUUUAUUUGUUAUUUCUCUGUCAACUAAGGAGACAACGCAGCGAGCGGUGUUUGCUUGUGGCAACACGGUUCUCUCUCUGUAUUAUUAAUUAAAAUGAUACAUGAUUUCCUCCUGAUAUUUGCACGUAAGGAAACUUGUUAUUUAGGGAUUCUAGGUGGAGC